This is a messenger RNA of Fimicolochytrium jonesii, 1495 nucleotides long. RefSeq lists its product as uncharacterized. The transcript is spliced from 3 exons. NCBI's taxonomy places the organism in Eukaryota, Fungi, Chytridiomycota, Chytridiomycetes, Spizellomycetales, Powellomycetaceae. The record is from RefSeq and is a predicted model, not a curated record. Bases 163 to 1446 code for a protein of 427 amino acids.
CAGGAAAUCCGAUAGACAGUCAAACUCUCGAAAGAGGUGGAUUGGCAAAACUUGCCCACGGCGCACUGGCGAAAAACCGUCAGUUUUCGUGCUUUCUGACAGGGAAACAACACCGUGUACUAUCAGCAGUCCAAUCUACUCCAAUCCCUCAAAAGAAUCGCAAUGAUUACACCACCCACGCCACCUCUUCCUCCGAUCGGCUACCGCAAUCAGCGAUACUCUGACGGCUCGAACGACAAUCAGUAUGACAUGUAUCCUCACGAUCCACGAGCACGUCACAACAUGCAGCAGCCUGUGCCGGCCAUGUCUCCACCACCCGAAUCGUAUCCGCUUGCCCUCACAACCACACGCCGACCCCGGCGCUCAUCAUGGGACGACGACGACGCUCCCUCGCGUAAUCGCAUGCAAUCCUUCGUUUCCGCGACGCAGGAACGCGAGAUGCAGCGGUUGCAUGAGAGGCUGACGGAAAGCGAACGGUCGCAACGGGAGCUUAGUGUGGAGACUGCGAGGUUGCAUGGAGCGCUUGGGCAAUCUUAUCGGAUGCAGGAGGCUGUUAUGGGGAGGGAUGACCGGGUGACAAACAGAUUGUUCGAAGACCAUUUUCAUUUCCUCCGCACGCUCAUGUCCCAAACCGACGCCCAAACCAAUGGAAUCCUUUCCCACCUCCAGCACGAACGCGAGACUACCUCCCACGUUCUAGACAUGCUCCACCAACAUGCCGCCCAACAGUCCUCCAACGCCCAACGACUCCUCUCCUCAGCCAUUGAAGCCGCCCGACACGAAACGGCCGAACUGAUCAAGACCGAGUUGUCAGGUGCCGGUUUUGGGGAGAUCGUCGGCCGGAUUGGCGGGACUGCCGAGCGCGUGCAAAGGGAGAUCGAAGAACUCAGAGGAGAAGUCGGGCGAGCGCAGUCUACCCUUGGAGCGCUGGAACCGCGGGUGACGGCCGAGUUGUGGGAAAAAACUGAGGGGUUCGUAAAGACCGUGUCGCAGGCACUGCACGACGAGAUCGGAAGGGCAGUGGCACAUUGUGACGGCAUCAUUACUGAAAUGCGCACCGAAACAGCAACGAAAAGGGCGGUGCUGGAGCAGGAAGUACGGGCAACUACGGAGCAAUUGCAACGUCGAGUCGAAGAGCUUUCCGCCACGUUGGCUUCGCAGCAUGAGCGGAUUGACGCCAUCGAGCACGGCAUACAUGCGACGGACGCAGGGCUGCGAGAAAUGUUUCAUGAAUACACGUCAGCCCGCGCGUCAGAGACGAGAGAAGUUGUUCGUUCCCUCAAAGUCCUUUCGAGUAUUGUCGUCUCAAAUCGCGAGGAAGAGCGCCGGAAUCGAGAGUCCACCAGGAAGAUUCUUGUCGAAGAGUUUAGGAAAGAGAUGCGUGCGAUGAAGGAAGACUUGGAAACGGAAAUACAACAGAAAAUCAAGCCCUUCAUCGUAGUGUGAGGAAAUGCGGGCCGAUUCCAUGCAGCGCAGCCGUUCGACUCGGAUUACG